This is a messenger RNA of Dictyostelium purpureum, 1823 nucleotides long. RefSeq lists its product as uncharacterized. Gene Ontology annotation, molecular function: RNA binding; metal ion binding. Lineage: Eukaryota; Evosea; Eumycetozoa; Dictyosteliales; Dictyosteliaceae. The record is from RefSeq and is a predicted model, not a curated record. The transcript has a single exon. The coding region runs from base 4 to 1761 and encodes 585 amino acids. Gene Ontology annotation, cellular component: nucleus. Gene Ontology annotation, biological process: tRNA N2-guanine methylation.
AAAAUGGAGGAUGUUAAAAUAACAGAAACUACCUCCACAGAGAGUAAUCCCUCAACAUCAUCAACAACAACAACAGCUAAUAAAGAUACAGAAACUAAAUCAAAUUUAAUUGAAGCAAAUGAUAAUGUUGUUAAAGUAACAGAAAAUACAACAACCAUUUUGUAUAAUAACCAAAAUGAAGUAUUUUACAAUCCAGUACAAGAGUUUAAUAGAGAUAUGUCAAUUUUAAUGAUUAGAAUGUUUAUUGAAGAAAAGAAAAGAGAAAUGGAAGCUAAAGGUAAACCAUUUAAAAAGGUUAGAAUUUUAGAAGCACUUUCAGCUACAGGUUUAAGAUCAAUUCGUUAUGCUAAAGAAAUUGAUGAUUUAGAUUAUAUUUUAGCCAAUGAUAUCGAACAAAGUGCUGUCGACUCAAUUGUAAAGAAUCGUGCAUAUAAUGGUGUUGAAGAAAGUCUCAUUCGUCCAAAUCUUGGUGAUGCUAGUUUAGUAAUGAUGCAAAAUCGUAGUUAUGCUAACAACUAUGAUAUUGUCGAUGUAGAUCCAUAUGGUGCCCCAACUGUCUUUUUAGAUUCUGCUGUCCAAGCUGUUGCUGAUGGUGGUCUUUUAUGUGUUACUGCAACCGACUCUGCUGUUUUAUGCGGUAGUUACCCAGAGGCAUGUUUCCACAAAUAUCAGUCAGUUCCAAUUCACCGUGCAAAUUAUUGUCAUGAAAUGGGUCUUCGUAUUCUUUUACAUUCAAUUGAACAACAUGCAAAUAGAUAUAAGAGACACAUUGUACCAAUCCUUUCAUUAAGUGUCGAUUUUUAUGUACGUGUUUUUGUUCGUGUUUACUACUCACCAUCUGAAGCUAAGAAAGCUUUCUCAAAAAUGUGUAAUAUUUAUAGUUGUACUGGUUGUGGUAGUUUUGUCAAGCAACCAUUAGGUGUAGUUAAACAAGAAGAAAAUGGCAGCAUCAAAUAUAAAACACCAAUGCUCACCAAAGAACUCACCCAAACCACUUGCAAUCACUGUAGUAAAGUUUAUCAAGUAGCUGGUCCAUUUUGGGCAAAUAGAAUUCAUGAUGUUGAAUUUUGUAAGAAGGCAUUAAAAUACCUCGAUGAAAAUCCAACCAAAUUCAAUACAUCACGUCGUAUGUUUGGUAUUUUAACAUCAGUUUGUGAUGAAGUUCAAGACUCAAUGUUUUAUUUCAAGACUGAUCAUUUCACCCAUACUCUUCAUCUUUCAACUCCAGCAACCGCCAUGAUCAAAUCUGCAAUUCUUAAUGGUGGUUAUAAAUGUUCAUCAAGUCAUAUCUUACCAUGUAUCAAAACUGAUGCACCAUUCGAUUUCAUUUGGGAUAUAUUUAGAGAGUAUGCCAAAGAAAAACCACCAAAGAAUUUAAGUGAACACACUCCAGCUUUUCACAUUCUCGCAAAAGAAAUUAAACAUAAAGUAGAUUUCACCAAACAUCCAUUAGCCAAAGGUGAACACCCAGAUGUUCCAAAAUAUUUCCCAAAUCCAAAAGAAAAUUGGGGUCCAGGUUCAAGAGCAAAAGGUAAAAAUUUAAAUAAUAAAAGAGAUGGUGAUGAAGCUCAAAUUAAUAAUAAAAAACGUAAUCAAAAAAAGAAAAAAGAACCAACAACUUGUAAAUAUUUCCUUUUAAAUAAAUGUAUAAAAGGUGACAAAUGCGAAAAUAUACAUGAUAAUAAUAAUAACAAUAAUAAUAAUAAUGUUGAAAACAAAUCAGAACCAGCCACAUCAACAACAGUAGAAACCAAAAAUUAAAUUUAUUUUUUCAAAUAAUAAUUUAAAAAAAAAAAAUAAAAAAAAGCUAUUUUGCCAUUAUU